ACAAAACAUCUUUCUUCAUAAAAAGUGAUAAAAAAAGAAAAGUGAGAUAUAAUAAAAAAGACUGAUUGAGAUUGAGUUUUAAGGAGUUUGAUUGAAAGGUAUUUUAUAUAGAAGCUAUGAUAUCAUUAGUAUCUAAUAUACAUAAAAAGUAUUUAAUUAUCAUUCAUGACUGCGGGACAACAACAACAACAACAAGUAUCAAAUAUCAUGGACAGUAAAUCUCAAAUUGAAGAUCAACCUAUAUUAGCACCAAGUAAGAGAAAGAAAGAGAGAGAGAGAGAGAGAAAAGUUAUAAACAGAUAUUAAACACACAUCUAUAUAAAAUAGAUAGCCCACCUAUGGCUGUAUUACCACUCAACUCUUCUGCCAAAUUAGAUCAAGAACCUAAUCCAUUUGAACAAAGUUUUUCUGGAGCUCAAUUAUCUGAUAAAGAAAAAAAGGAAGCAAAACUUACUCUACCCCCUGUUGCUUCUAUCACAAGUCCUUCUCCUGUCAUGCCCAUAUCGACCUCGGCUGUCAAUCCGAUCAUUGGAGGCGGAAUUUUGCCAAAGGAAGUCACUAGUCAAUUUGCGUGGGAUUCUUUACGCACAGGUCCACUCUCUCCUUCUAUGCUUCAGGGUCCAGCAAAUCCAGAUGCUUAUUAUGCUAUGAAGCCAAAAUCAAACUCAACAGCGACCCUCAUAAAUCAUCCAUAUAGAACGUUUACAGAAUACCAGCCUGUAAAAAUGGAAAAUACACAGCCUAUCUUUGUUCAACCUCAACCUCAACCUCAACCAGCUCGUACUACGACUACGACUGUUACAGCAUCAACAGUCAGCCAGAGAAAACGAUCGACUUCACAGCAUUCGGAAGAUAACUAUUCGUUAGAUAGUAAUGAUUCUAUUCCAAAGAAGACCACCAGAAGAAGAUCCACCAAGGAUACUGAACCUGACGAAGAAGAUGUAUCAGGAACUAAAAAGACAAGAUCGAAAUCUUCUAGUAAAGCAGUUGAAGAUGAUGAAAAACGAAAAAACUUUUUAGAAAGAAACAGAAUAGCCGCUUUAAAGUGUCGACAAAGAAAGAAGCAAUGGUUAAAUAAUCUGCAAGCCAAGGUUGAAUUUUUGACUAGUGACAAUGAAAGACUUCAAUUACAAUCUGAGAGCCUGAAGGAAGAGAUUGUCAAUUUGAAAACACUACUGUUGGCACAUAAGGAAUGUCCUGUGGCUCAGGCCAAUGGUUUCCAUGUCAACGCUAUCCAAAAAACCAUACCUUCUUUAAUCUCUCAACCUAAUAUAGCAAGGCCCAUGAAUGGGGUGGUAACUAAUAACAAUACUGCCUACUUGAGCGCUAGAAUGACAAAUGGCCCUGUACCGACAAGUACAACAUCCAUGCCAUCAUCGCAAUCCAUUCAAUAUCAACCUACAAGCAUGAUAACAGCACCGCAGCAACCAAGUCAACCAAGCAUGGUUGCAGGUGGUGCCCGUGGUGCAUCAGGUGUAUUGCGAUUCUAAGAUUUGACAAAUUCUACAUAAUUUAUAUUGUACAUUGUUUCUAAACACACACACACACAACAUUUCCUUCCCUCCCUUGCCUCUUUCGCUUUUUUUGCUUGUUUCUAUAAUAAACAUUAUAUAUCAUCUCUAUUGUUUUACUGCAAAGGAGGGGU
Molecule: messenger RNA, 1645 nt
Organism: Rhizopus microsporus ATCC 52813
Lineage: Eukaryota; Fungi; Mucoromycota; Mucoromycetes; Mucorales; Rhizopodaceae
Exons: 2
Coding region: 339-1490 (383 amino acids)
Biological process (GO): regulation of transcription by RNA polymerase II
Molecular function (GO): RNA polymerase II cis-regulatory region sequence-specific DNA binding; DNA-binding transcription factor activity, RNA polymerase II-specific
Source: RefSeq, a predicted model, not a curated record